Molecule: messenger RNA, 324 nt
Organism: Torulaspora globosa
Lineage: Eukaryota; Fungi; Ascomycota; Saccharomycetes; Saccharomycetales; Saccharomycetaceae
Gene: RPP1B
Product: ribosomal protein P1 beta
Exons: 1
Coding region: 1-324 (107 amino acids)
Biological process (GO): translational elongation; cytoplasmic translation
Cellular component (GO): cytosolic large ribosomal subunit; ribosome
Molecular function (GO): ribonucleoprotein complex binding; structural constituent of ribosome; protein kinase activator activity
Source: RefSeq, a predicted model, not a curated record
AUGUCUGACGCUAUCAUCUCGUAUGCUGCUUUUAUUCUAGCCGACGCCGGUGUCGAGGUUUCUGCUGAAAACCUGCAAACGGUCGCCAAGGCCGCCGGCGCGCAGGUCGACGGCGUGUGGGCCAGCGUGUUCGCCCAGGCGCUUGAGGGUAAGGAGUUGAAGCAGAUCCUAUCUGGCUUCCACGCUGCAGGGCCAGCUGCAGGCGCCGCCGCCGGCGGCGCCGGCGCUGCUGCUGCCGGUGGCGAAGCCGCUGCCGAGGAGCAAGCCGCUGAGGAGGAGAAGGAGGAGUCCGACGACGACAUGGGUUUCGGCCUCUUCGACUAG